This is a messenger RNA of Drosophila grimshawi, 895 nucleotides long. It is a transcript of the gene trsn, whose product is annotated as translin. Gene Ontology annotation, cellular component: cytoplasm; nucleus. The transcript has 5 exons. The record is from RefSeq and is a predicted model, not a curated record. Gene Ontology annotation, molecular function: sequence-specific DNA binding; RNA binding; single-stranded DNA binding. Gene Ontology annotation, biological process: RNA metabolic process. Bases 76 to 780 code for a protein of 234 amino acids. Lineage: Eukaryota; Metazoa; Arthropoda; Insecta; Diptera; Drosophilidae.
GUCGAUUGUCUUCUAUACAUGUAUUUGUGUAUUUGCAAAAGGCCGGCAUAAACAAGCAAAAAUUUAAUAAACAAAAUGUCGCAUUUCGUAAACAUGGAAGUUUUCUCCAAUUAUCAGAAGUACAUAGACAACGAGCAGGAGUUGCGUGAGAACAUUCGCAUUGUGGUGCGCGAAAUUGAGCAUCUGGCAAAGGAGGCCACAAUACAACUACAAGUCAUACACUGUGAUUUGAGCAAAAUUAGCAAUGCUUGCGGCAUGGCACGCAAGCAAAUCGAAGCCUGUGCGGAGAAAUAUCAGAAGUUAUCCGCCUUGGUGCCGGCUGGGCAGUAUUACCGCUAUUCGGAUCAUUGGACUUACAUUACGCAGCGCUUGAUAUUUUUGAUUGCGUUGGUAAUUUAUCUGGAGGCGGGCUUUUUGGUGACGCGCGAAACGGCAGCAGAGAUGCUCGGCUUGAAAAUCAAACAUUCGGAUGGCUUUCAUUUGGACAUUGAGGACUAUUUGCUGGGCAUACUGCUGCUUGCCUCGGAACUAUCUCGCUUCGCCACAAAUUCCGUCACCAUGGGCGACUACGAGCGACCGUUGAAUAUCUCUCAUUUUAUUGGUGAUCUAAACACGGGUUUUCGCUUGCUCAACAUGAAGAAUGAUGGGCUUCGCAAGCGUUUCGAUGCGCUCAAAUACGAUGUGAAGAAAAUUGAAGAAGUUGUCUACGAUGUGAGCAUAAGAGGACUCUCAAAUCCAGUCGAGAGCAAGGAUAAGGAAAGUGCAGAACCUGUAGGAUAACUUUCAGCAUACAUUAAAUUACAACUAAAAAAAGACAUACAGUAUAAGUAAAAGUUCAACUUGAAGCAAGUGCUUUGGAAUUGGCAAAAAUAAUAAAUAAUUGCUGCAAUGAGAA